This is a messenger RNA of Manihot esculenta (cassava), 2908 nucleotides long. Its product is annotated as UDP-N-acetylmuramoyl-L-alanyl-D-glutamate--2,6-diaminopimelate ligase MurE homolog, chloroplastic. The coding region runs from base 150 to 2474 and encodes 774 amino acids. Gene Ontology annotation, cellular component: cytoplasm. The transcript is spliced from 6 exons. The record is from RefSeq and is a predicted model, not a curated record. Gene Ontology annotation, molecular function: acid-amino acid ligase activity; ATP binding. Gene Ontology annotation, biological process: biosynthetic process; cell division; regulation of cell shape. NCBI's taxonomy places the organism in Eukaryota, Viridiplantae, Streptophyta, Magnoliopsida, Malpighiales, Euphorbiaceae.
UUUUAUCCGCCAAUGUCAGAAUCCGUUAACACUCAAACGCGCCGUUUCACGUUCAAUGCAAAAGCUCCCUUAUCCCCUUUCCCCUCCAAAACCCUCAUCUAUACCCUCCGCAACUGCAACUGCAACUGCAACUUCUCUCUCUCCUUUCCAUGGCUUUUACUUUCACUUCGCAAUUGCACGCUCUUUCUUCUCACCUCAGCUUUCUUUCUUUCACAUCCUCCGCUUUUAAACCCAUCCCUUCCAUUUUGAAAUUCCCAUUUCCCUCCCCUCGUAAUCCACCUCCGCCACUCGCCAUCCGCCCAGACGGUAAAUUUUACCCAACCCCGUCCGAAGAUGACCCGCCUGAAGCCCCGGAAGACUCCGCUCAUGGAGUAUCAAAGUUCGCCCAAAUCCACAUCCAGGCUGCUCGUGCCCGGAAAAUUCAAGAAGAGGACUUCAAAAAGAAUCAGUCAACAUAUCUCAACGCCAUUGCCGAGACAGAGGACCCAUCUGUAAGUUCUAAUUCUGCAAGUGACAAGAACUCUGGUGAUGAUCUGUUUGGUGAGAUAGAUAAGGCAAUUGCGUUGAAGAGGGAAGAAUUUAUUAAGCAAGGACUUAUAAGACCAAGAACCAAUAAAGAAAAUGAAGAACUUGAGGGAAUCGAGGAAUUAGAACUUGAAGAAGUAGUCGAUUUAGACGAGAUUAAUGAGUUACAGGGGCUUAGAGUGGUAGAUGCCGAGUCUGAUGAGGAUGAUGCAAGUAGUUUUGAUGAGGGUAUCAGGGAAAACGGCAAAAGGGAACAUCGUGGUUUUACUUUGGAUCCGUCUUUUGAUUUGGAUUUUGACAGUUAUGGGAAAGGUAAGACCACUAUUAUAGAACCGAAAUUUAGAAUGAGUUUGGCUGAGCUUUUGGAUGAGAGUAAAGUGGUGCCAGUUUCUGUUGCUGGGGAUUUGGAGGAGGAGAUUACUGGGAUACAGCAUGACUCAAGAAUGGUGAGUGCUGGUGAUUUGUUUGUGUGUUGUGUGGGGAGGAGAACUGAUGGACAUUUGUAUUUGACCGAGGCUGAUAAGCGAGGAGCUGUUGCGGUUGUGGCUAGUAAGGAGAUCGAUAUAGAGGACACUUUAGGGUGUAAGGCUUUAGUGAUUGUGGAAGAUACUAAUGCUAUUUUGCCUGCAUUGGCUGCAGCUUUUUAUAAGUAUCCUUCAAAGAACAUGGCUGUCAUUGGGAUAACUGGGACAUAUGGAAAAACCACAACAGCUUAUUUGAUUAAAGGAAUGUAUGGGGCAAUGGGAUUGAGAACUGGGAUGUUGAGUACUGUUGCAUAUUAUGUACAUGGGGAUAAUAAGUUGGAAUCACCUAGCACUACCCCAGAUGCUGUUUUGGUUCAGAAUAUGAUGGCUAAGAUGCUAUAUAAUGGGACAGAGGCUGUAGUGAUGGAGACAUCUUCUCAUGGACUGGCUUUAGGGAGGUGUGAUGAGGUUGAUUUUGAUAUUGCAGUCUUUACUAAUUUAACGGGGGAUCACUUGGAUUUUCAUGGCACUGAAGAGGAGUAUAAGAAUGCCAACGCAAAGUUGUUUGCUAGGAUGGUGGAUCCGGAUAGACAUAGAAAAAUUGUUAACAUUGAUGACCCUAAUGCUUCUUUUUUUAUUGCACAAGGCAAUCCGGAUGUGCCUGUUGUAACCUUCGCUAUGGAGGACAAAAGUGCUCAUGUUCAUCCCUUGAAGUUUGAACUCUCCUUGUUUGAGACACAGGUGUUGGUUAAUACACCACAUGGUAUAUUAGAGAUUUCAUCUGGAUUGCUUGGGAAGCAUAAUAUCUAUAAUAUUUUGGCUGCUGUCGCUGUUGGGGUUGCAGUUGGGGCACCAUUGGAGGACAUUGUCAGAGGGAUUGAAGAGAUUGAUGCAGUACCUGGUAGGUGUGAGUUAAUAGAUGAGGAGCAGGCAUUUGGGGUAAUAGUGGAUUAUGCUCAAACGCCUGAUGCCUUGUCUAGACUGCUUGAUUCAGUAAGAGAGCUUGGGCCUAAAAGGAUUAUUACUGUUAUUGGUUGUGUUGGUGAGGGCGACAGAGCUAAGAGACCAUUGAUGGCAAAAAUUGCAACGGACAAAAGUGAGGUGACAAUGUUGACAUCUGACAAUCCAAAGAAUGAAGAUCCAUUGGAGAUCUUGGAUGACAUGCUGGCUGGUGUGGGAUGGACAAUGCAGGAUUAUUUGAAAUAUGGGGAGAAUGAUUACUAUCCACCUCUUCCUAAUGGUCAUCGUCUUUUUCUACAUGAUAUUAGACGAGUGGCUGUACGUUGUGCUGUUGCCAUGGGAGAAGAAGGUGAUGUGGUUGUGGUCACUGGCAAAGGCCAUGAGACAUAUCAAAUUGAAGGUGAGAAAAAAGAGUUAUUUGAUGAUCGUGAGGAGUGCAGGGAAGCUUUGCAGUAUGUUGAUGAGCUUCAUCAAGCUGGGAUAGACACCAGUGAAUUUCCAUGGCGGUUACCAGAAAGCCAUUGAUAUAGUUAUGAGGUCAGCAGCAGAGAAUAGGAUGUUGAGAGGCUACUCGGUGCCACUAUACUGUCGUUAUUACUGCUCUUAGCAUGAAAGCAAAUUCUGUUCGGUUCGCGUCAAAAGAAGAGUCUUGUGGGAUAUGUCUCUAAUUACAUCGAUAUACACAUACUUGAAGGAAAUUGAUGAUCAGUCCUUCAAAUAGGUUGAUGAUUCUGUGAAGGAACCUCAAGGGAUGAUCCUCCAUAGCAAUCAACAGUCCAAUUUUGUAAGCUUGGACGUUUUCUCAAACUGGGUGGAUGUGCAAAGCUGAUUAUACGCAUCAGCAAUGUAAAAUUAUUCUCAGCAAUGUAAAAUUAUUCAGUGUCCCAUUCAGUUGGGCAAAUUAGAUUGUAUAUAGUAACAACAUCAUUAUACUGCAGUAUAUUUCAUCUGUAUUCUCA